This is a messenger RNA of Oryzias latipes (Japanese medaka), 1108 nucleotides long. RefSeq names its product chromosome 17 C14orf119 homolog (gene c17h14orf119). Lineage: Eukaryota; Metazoa; Chordata; Actinopteri; Beloniformes; Adrianichthyidae. The record is from RefSeq and is a predicted model, not a curated record.
CGCAUAUUCUAAAUAUUUUUUAAUAGCGUUUAAUUAAUACUUUCCACACCGGAAAACUACGUCACUUCCUGUCAAUAUUUUGUUAGCUCCUAGCUAGCAUCUAUGAUUUCUGCAGAGUCCGGUCUUUUUUGGCGUUUUAUUUGCUGAAUUACGUCGUUACAGUUUAUGAAAGUGAAGACGUAUCACGUCACAUGCUCAGAUAUUUCAUCAAAUCCUGCCGUUUUUAAAGUAGCGCGUGUCUGAAUUAAGUUAUGUGUAAAUGUUAGAGGUUCGAGGAUUUUUUGCUGCUGCAAUUUUGCAGAGGGGCAACAGAGUGCGGGGACCACCAACUUCUAUUCAGAGAUGUCGUGGUUUAAUCAAGUCAACCAAGGGUCACAUCCACAGCAGCCCGCUGAGAUCCAGAGUUUUGUUCCUUCCAACAGCACCUGUAAUCCCCCAAACGGACCAGGUGUCUUCUAUACCCUAACAAGUGGAGCUGGUCUCUCCACUCCGAGUCCUAGCCCUUCAUACGACUUUCCAUCAGCUCCACGUGCUGGAGCCAGCCCUCUCCGCUUGGAGAACCUGUCCUGUGCCGCUCAGAGCUCAGAUCAUGUCCAAGAUCCCCCAGAGCCCAUCUCCUAUGUGACCCUACAGGAGCAGCGCUGCGUCCUGAGCUGGUUCCAGGGCUGGAGCUCCUCCCAGAGAGAAAGGUUCCUGCAGGAUCUUCUUGGCAAAGCUGUGCCGGGAAAAGUGUGCACCUUGCUAGAUUCCCUCAGUACUCUUCAGGUUCAGGAUAAGCUGCCAAACAUCUUUGAAUGCCAGCUGCGCCUCUGGACCCAGUGGUUUGAGUCAUGGAGAGAGGAGGAGAGGAAUCACUUUCUGCACAUGCUGGAGGAGCACGACCCAACUUUUGUCGCCCUCUUUUACAAAAGUGUUGCUGGCACAGCAGGAAGAGACUGAGCUGUGUUUAAAAAAAAAAACUUUUUCAUAUUAAUUUCCCCCCUGUUAACUUACUACAGUUUGUUCAGCUAAAACAAUUUUUUACUGAGAUCUCUACACUUUCAGAAAACCUUCAUUCUAAAGUGUACUUUUUUGAUGAAUAAAAUAAAUAAAUAAAGACCUAAUAAUG